Dacryopinax primogenitus is the source of this 1737-nucleotide messenger RNA. RefSeq lists its product as uncharacterized. NCBI's taxonomy places the organism in Eukaryota, Fungi, Basidiomycota, Dacrymycetes, Dacrymycetales, Dacrymycetaceae. Bases 1 to 1737 code for a protein of 578 amino acids. The transcript is spliced from 12 exons. The record is from RefSeq and is a predicted model, not a curated record.
AUGCAAUUCUGCAAGGACAACAUCACCAAAGUCGGAUUUGCUCCCAGGGUCCAGGUCUUAACUCCACUUGAUUUAGGGUUGCCCUCAGAGAUGUGUCACCAGAUCUCUGAGUGUAUCCUUGGCACAUCAGUGCACCCCAGGAGCUUCCGAGAGCUGAGGGAGCCAACAGUGAUGCUUGUCCAAUUUAAGGCAGUGCUGGAGAGGAGGGGUGGAGCUUUUAAAAGACCACAGAGCCAGCAGGGUGAACAAAAGUAUCUUCUAGAGGAUGAACUCGAUCCCUCUGAACCAGAAGACCAGCCUGCAAGAACAAUCAAGGCACAAAAACUCCCAAAACAAACAUAUGGCAAACACACAUGCAAAUGUUCUACACUAGACAAGCCAGUUGAUCCCCCAGAAAGCAAAGGGCACAAGGUGGAUGAGGAAGUUGAUGAGCUGAUGGAAGAUGACUCUAAUGAGAUCAGAGUGUAUAGCCAGGCCUUGGACACUCUGGAAGGAGACAAGAUCCUGACUCAAGACAUUAUCAACAACUUCUCCCAGUCCUCAACUGCAAGCAAGCCCUAUGAUGAGUCAAAGCUGCUAGACCUCACAGGCACAGCUCCAGAUCCAGCUGCAGCAGACUAUGAGACAUAUGUUGAUUGGGCUCAGAAUCUGAAUAGGCUUCAGGACUUCUUUGCCCACUGGGCAGAUUCCCAUCUUCUGUUUGAGCAGCAGCAAUAUGAAAUCUUGCUGCAUUUUGCUGAGAACCAAGGGGAGAGGUGGAGGCAGGCAAAUCCUCAUUUGAAGAGGAAGCAGCAAGCAUGUGUGGAGGUUCUGAAUGCAUACUUCAUAGCACUCUUGGCUGGUGAGUCGAAGGACUGGGUGCAGAUGUGUGGUCCAUUACUGUCAAAUAUCCUCAACAUAUAUGUGUGGAAGCACACAUACAACAUCCAAGCAAAGAUUGAGUACCUUGAACAAGUUAAUGGCAAGAUCCCUGAUGCACCUGUCCACACAUACCAAUAUGGAACAUCACUGCCACUCAAGCACUGGGCCUUCAGCUUUGAAGGUUUGCCUGAUGCCCUCUUGACAGUCCUCAAGAAUGAUGUCCAGCACAUUUCUCAGGAAGAGCCUGACUUCAGUGAUGAAGCUCUUGCAGAUCCUUUAUGCAGCAACCAAAAGUGGCCUGCAGAUGAAACCUUUAACAAUAUAUUGGUCCACACCCAUCAUGAGCAUACUGUCAAUGACAUUCAAAUGAGAGCUUUGCUGUGCAAACACAAGUCUCAUCAUGCAGCACCCAGCCUGACUCCAACAUUAUUCACUGCUCAUGAUCUGGGUGUGAUUGAGAUCCACCCUGAGCUUGAUAGCAAAAUACAGAUGCUGGAUGAUGUCAUGGUGGCCCCUGAGGAUUGGGACAAGGUUGAUGAUUGCCUCAACAUGAACAUGUGGUUGCUCAAACAAGGUGCUGCCAGCAACCUCCAAGCUCUGGAAGAGCAUUCAACAAGAGCCAAAAAAGCAGCCAAUACUCACCAGUCCAAGGGCAAGGAAGUUGUUAAGCAGUGUCACAAGCAGCACACUGCUGACAACUUACAUGAUGACACAAACAUGGAUGGCAGCUCUAAUUCAGGGAAGUCUGGUUCUACUGAUUCGGAAGGACCAGGGGAUAGGGUGGAUACAGAUAUGGACCAUGAGGAUGAUGAUGACAACAAGGACAAUGAGGAAAUGAGGGACUUCAUUGAUGCAGAUGAUGCCAAGGUGGUUUAA